AUGCGUUACGGAACGCGUUCUGAAACGUUGGAAAACGCAAAAAUAUGUACAACAGCAGCAAUGCCGCUCCAUGCAAUAUUGAUGCAAUCAGCGAACUUAACAGAUCAACCAACACCAUCACAACUUCUGUUGAAGUUUUUCAAUGAGAUGCAAACAGUACCAAUGCAUCUGCCAGAAACACCUAAUGAAGAUUUGAACGAUAACGAAACAGCGAUUGUUUUACAUGUUAUUCCGGCGUCCGAAGAUUUCACACGAUCAGAAUCGAUGAAAUUAUCGAAAGCGUACGAUCCAAAUGGUGAACGGCAAUUGAUUGCUGUUAGCAAAAUUGAUCAAUGUGACGAAGGUAUUGGACCGGGUGCAAUGGCAUUACGGCUAGGGUGUGUUGCCGUUUUGAAUCGAAAUCUUAAAGAACUUAAAGAAAAUAUUGGUUUUGAUGAAAUGAAAAACCGCGAGAAAAUAUUCUUCAAAACAAAAUCAAUAUUUGAUGAUAUACCAGAGGAUUUUAAAGGUAGUGAACAACUGGUGAAGAAAUUAGUUAAUAUACAACAGCAACGGAUUCGAUCAACAUUUCCGAAAAUAAUAGAAGAACUAAAACAGCAAAUCAAAACGAAAAAAGCUGAACUGAAACUAUUACCAAUAGCUUUAACAUCGGAAAUUGAUUGUUGGACGAAAUAUAAUGAAUUAAUUAGCUUAUAUCGCGAUAGUAUAUAUUCAAAAGUGAAUGGAAAAUAUGACUAUCACUUAGCAAUGAACGAAAACUAUUCACAAUAUGUCAUGAAAUUGAUCGAAGAAUCGUCUGGUAUUGGGUUGGACAAUUUUAUUUCAUUUGAAUUAUUUGUACAUUUGUACGAUGGCGAACACCAUAAAUUGGAAAAACCAUGUAUUGAUUUAAUUGAAAUUGUCAAAGAAUAUCUUGAACAAGUUUUGUUACUCUUGUUUGAUAAAAUAUUUUCCAAUACAACGUAUCCACCUGAAGAAGAGUGUUUGAAACGUGUUACUGAACUAUUAGAAAUGGAACAGCGUCCAUUUACACUAAAUGAAAGGUAUUUGGAGAUAAUCAAUAAAAUUCAACUAGCAUAUAAUGAACACAAAGGAAAAGCGAAUAAAAACAAUCCUUCAUCAGUCAAAACAGAAAUAAGAACUACACUAACGGUACCAUUUGAAUUGGACGGUUUACUUAUUGAAUUAUCGGCGGAGAAAGAGACAGCUAUUUAUUUACAAACCGCCUUACAUUCAUAUUGUAAAAUUGUUCAGCAACGUGUUAUCGAUAAUGUUAGCAUGAUUUGCUACUAUCAGUUUAUUACAAAAUGUGCUAUGACAUUAGAUAAAAAAUUAUUAACGAUGCUCACGUCAUCGGAGCGAUUUAGUUUGAUGAUGGAACCAGUCGCACAGAUUCAAAAACGUAAAGUGUUAACAGCAUCUAUUGACGUGUUUGAAAAAGCUCUUAAAUUAGGACAACAACAUGUUUAA
Molecule: messenger RNA, 1470 nt
Organism: Didymodactylos carnosus
Lineage: Eukaryota; Metazoa; Rotifera; Eurotatoria; Philodinida; Philodinidae
Source: the annotation of a GenBank genome assembly